Gamsiella multidivaricata is the source of this 1233-nucleotide messenger RNA. RefSeq lists its product as uncharacterized. The coding region runs from base 77 to 1120 and encodes 347 amino acids. Lineage: Eukaryota; Fungi; Mortierellomycota; Mortierellomycetes; Mortierellales; Mortierellaceae. The transcript has a single exon. The record is from RefSeq and is a predicted model, not a curated record.
UUAAUAAGAACCAUCUCGUUUCAAUCAUGCACGCGGACACUGGCCUCACUACUCUGACUACUCAUUAUAGGCAUUAAUGCACAAUCCCUCCUGGGCCUCUUCUGAGAACGGGAAGGGCAUUUUGGACUCUAUCGACGAUACGACAGGGCGGUCGCGGGAGCACGAUUGUGUCAGUAUUCAUCUUAUCCUGAAUCUGAUUUUGCCAGCGAAGGCUCAAAUCAAAAUCUUACCACAAAUCGGUUAUGAGGACGGUUUCUUUUCCUUCACGGAGCAUCAGCUUGUCUGCUGCCUUUUGAAAGAUUUCAGAAUGGACCAAAGGAACAACAGGCUCACACCAAUCGCCAAAAAAAUGCGCCGAUUAAGUAGUGCCGAGCAGGAAAAGCAAUGCUCGCUUGCAAAAAUACUUGAUAAUGUCUUUGGAUCCAAGACAUCUGCUGAAAAGAACACACAGGACGAGGUCAGUCGAUUGUCCUUCUUCCUUUUCCUUAAUGGCAAGAAUACGAGCUACCGUAGAGGAGUCAACAUGCUGUGGGCCAAUGGCAGCUGUGGCCCUGCCUCCUCCUCCUCAUCUCCCAAUCCACCAUCCGCACUCCAGCAAAAGUGCCUCAAGACCAAGGUUGUUUUCAAGUCCGACGACGUGAGCACAAUCAAAGAAGCAAGAACAGCUCUAGAGAAAAUGGAGGCAAAAGAUCCCCGGUACGCAAGCAGCAAACUCGAAUUCAAGGAUCUUAUUCGCCAAAGUCUUCAACGUCCGGAAAAAUACCAAGAGCAAAUCGACAAAUCUGAACCGGGGCAACCGCGACAAAAGUAUGUACUUACUGGCAACCUUUCGACCAACGGUCAUGACCUACGAGUCAUGGCAUACAAAUUGACGGUGGGUAGGCGAUCGAAGCCUCCAACCACGAUGACGGACGCUGAAAUCGUUGAAUCCACAACAGCUUCAUCAAUAUCACCCCCAGUACCAACAUCCAACACAGUCUUCAACACAGUCUUCCCCUGGUCAACCGUGCCAAUGAUACAAGGAUGGUCGUAUGUAUCCAAAAAAUUUGACAGCCAGAGAAAGUCGACAGUCUCCUCCGAAAUACAAACGACGAGGUUGGAAUACGGAGUCUUUGUGUAGACCCCGGGAUUGCCAGUACCGCCACUGCUGCCCUUAUUCACUCUAGCUAUGAAAAGGAAAAUAUCAACCUGAACAUCUCCCGCGGCCCACGGGAUGAUAUCGACCGGAGAUAC